This is a messenger RNA of Racocetra fulgida, 795 nucleotides long. NCBI's taxonomy places the organism in Eukaryota, Fungi, Glomeromycota, Glomeromycetes, Diversisporales, Gigasporaceae. The record is from the annotation of a GenBank genome assembly.
AUGAAAAGCUCAACAUUCAAAAUAGUAACUAUCGCUGGUGCGACUGGUCUAUUAGGUUUCCAUAUAGCAGAUGCUUUUUUGAAUGAUGGUUCUUAUAAGAUUAAGAUUCUUCGACAGAAACCAGAGUCCGAAAAUAAGAAUGCCAGUUUGUUGGCUUCCAAAGGUGCUGAAACUAUUUACGUAGACUACAAUGACAAGGAUGAUCUUGUUAAAGCCCUUAAAGGAACAGAUGUCGUUAUCUGUGCUAUAGGUGGCCACGAAUUUAUUCCUCCUCAACGUGCUCUUUUUGUUGCUGCGAAAGAAGUUGUUGAAUUUCUUCAAGAAUUGAAAAAAAGUGGGAUGGAAUACACUAUUAUUAUUGAUGGUUUAUUUCAAGAAUAUUUGUGGGUAUUAGGAUUUGAUCAUAAAAACAAGAAAGCCAAUUUAUUCGCUGAUGGUAACACAAAAGUAGUCACCACUGCUUUGUCUGAUGUUGGCAAAUAUACUGUCGAGUCACUUAAACUACCUGCUGCUCGUAAUGGCAUUAUCAGAGUGGCUGGUUGUGUUUUAACCCUGAAUGAAUUGGUUCAAAAGUUUGAGGAGGUUACUGUUUCCUAUGAUUUAACCGUGAGAGAAAGGUAUAAAAAUAAUACCGACCCAGUUCCUGCAUUGUUGGAUGAUUGGGCAGCCUAUUUAGUCACCACACUUGAUUUUAAAGAUUUUCAUAAUGAUAAAUUUACCUUCACCCCUCGUCCGAUUACCGAUGCUAUCAAAAAAAUCCUAGAUACCAGUGAUAAAAAGACGGGAUAUGUAUAA